Messenger RNA from Zootoca vivipara (common lizard), 6808 nucleotides. It is a transcript of the gene ITGB5, whose product is annotated as integrin subunit beta 5. Gene Ontology annotation, molecular function: integrin binding. NCBI's taxonomy places the organism in Eukaryota, Metazoa, Chordata, Lepidosauria, Squamata, Lacertidae. Gene Ontology annotation, cellular component: integrin complex; focal adhesion; cell surface. The record is from RefSeq and is a predicted model, not a curated record. Gene Ontology annotation, biological process: cell-cell adhesion; integrin-mediated signaling pathway; stress fiber assembly.
UAAAAAGUCCACCAUGAAGGCUUACAUAUUAAAUAAGAGUACAUGCUCACCUGUUAAAGCGUCAUUGGCAAGGGGUGGGGGAAGAUAACAAUCUGGGCGGCUGAGCUAAAAUGGUCCCGCACCCCUAGAGUAAGGUGUUCCAAAGGCAUGGGCCCACCAUAGAACAAGCCCUCUUAUGCCUGCCAAGCUCAUUGGUUAGGUGGCAGGCAAACAAAGAGGACCUGUGAUGUAGAUCUUGGAGGGCAUGCAAGACAACAUGGGUGCAGACAGUCCUUCAGAUAUCUUGGGCCUAUUUUUUUCAGGCUUUAAAGCUUAAAGCCAGCACCUUAAAUUAGGUCCAGAAAUGCAACCAUGUACCAACCUGUCCAGUACUCUCUAAUGUUUGGAUUUUAUGCCAGCCGAGGCUUUCAAGCUGUCUUUAAAGGCAGCCCCGUGUAAAGCGUGUUACAGUAGUCAAGCCAGUACAUGACCAGGAAGUGAUGUGGCUAGGCCAGAUCUCUUCAUAUAGGGUGUACCAGCUAAAACUAGUGAAACAAACUCCUGGCUAUUGAUAUCUGACUGGGGAAGCACACAAAAAUGCUUUCCUGCCAUCCCAUAGAUGCCUGAGAUGUAGGCAUGCAUUCCUUACAAGUUCUGUUUAAUUUAUAUUGCUUUUAAUGGAUUUGUAUGCUUUGGCCAGAAGCUUUGCAUCCAGCUCAUCCUGUGUUGACGAAGAACGUUUCCACAUGUCGGAAGCAACUAAGAGAUUAUUGGCAGUGCAGUCCUCUAUAUUAGCCUUCCCCAACCUGGUACCCUCCAGAGGUUUUAUACUAGUCACAACCACUAUGACUGUGCUGACUGGGAACGAUGGGAGUUGUAGUCCAAAAACAUCUGGAAGCUGCUUGAUGGACAAUGCCUCUAUACUUGUUUCUUCAGAAGUCUCAGAAGUUAGUCUUCCUGUAUAAAUUUGUACUGGAUAAUUCUUCAGCCAUAAGGGUCCUUCUCUACCCCACCCUACCCCGAAUUUAAGGUGGAAUGGUGAAGUAUCAUUGCCCCUUAGGUGCAUCCCACCAUGUUAUCUGGUCAAAUGGACUCUCAAGGUUGUUUUGUGUAUAGCUAGAGAUACUGGACAGAAUAGACAAGCAACAAUAGAGCUGUUCAACCCAGAUGCAGGUUUAUUGCCUGGAAUUUGGCAGCAAAAAAUCCAUCACUUCGAGGUGUGACUUCACCGAAAAUCUAAUAGCCAAUGGUUGUGCGGGGCACUUUGAGAGUACAAAAAGCAGCAUUAAAAUAGCGAAGAACCUUCCUUUGAGCAGCAAGGGCUCUAGUGUGGCCAGUUCGGAUGUUAUCCAGAUAAUGCCACAAAAGAUCUCACUAAAUCUGCGGCCUGGUGAUCCGACACCUUUCCAUGUGCACGUUCGGCAGGUAGAGGACUACCCUGUGGACCUGUAUUAUUUGAUGGACCUUUCCCUCUCCAUGAAGGAUGAUUUGGACACCAUCCGGAAUCUGGGAACGACGCUGGCUGAAGAGAUGGGGAAACUCACCAGCAAUUUCCGCCUUGGGUUUGGCUCUUUUGUGGACAAAAACAUUUCUCCCUUUUCUUACACAGCACCCAGAUACCAGAACAACCCUUGCACUGGUUACAAGUUAUUUUCCAGUUGUGUCCCAUCCUUUGGAUUUCGCCACCUUUUGUCCCUCACGGAUAAAGUUGACCGGUUUAAUGAAGAGGUUCAGAAACAGAAGGUUUCCCGCAAUAGGGAUGCCCCAGAAGGUGGCUUUGACGCAAUCCUGCAGGCUGCUGUGUGUGAGAAGGAGAUUGGAUGGCGGAAGGAGGCUUCUCACUUGUUGGUGUUCACUACGGAUGAUGUCCCACACAUAGCGCUGGAUGGGAAGUUGGGUGGAUUGGUGCAGCCACAUGAUGGGCAGUGUCACCUGAAUGAGGCCAAUGAAUACACCGCUUCCAAUCAACUGGAUUAUCCUUCGCUUGCUCUUCUUGCAGAAAAACUAGCUGAGAACAAUAUACACCUAAUUUUUGCAGUGACAAAAAGUCACUAUGUUCUUUAUAAGAACCUUACUGCCCUCAUUCCUGGAACGACAGUAGAGAUUUUAAAUCAAGACUCUACAAAUAUUAUCCAGCUUAUAGUCAAGGCCUACAAUAGUAUCCGAUCUAAAGUAGAGCUAACUGUUUGGGAUAACCCUGAGGACCUCAAUCUGGCUUUCACAGCCACGUGUCAGGAUGGCUUGUCAUACCCUGGAGUCAGGAAGUGUGCAGAUCUUCAGAUAGGAGACACGGUUUCCUUUGAGAUAUCAGUAGAAGCUAGGAGUUGCCCUGCCGAGAACACCUCACAUACGUUCACUAUCAGGCCGGAUUGGUUUCGGGACACUCUGGAGGUGACCGUCACCUACAACUGCAUGUGUGGAUGCACCAAACGGAUAGAGCACAGCAGCAGCAAGUGCAGUGGGAACGGCACCCACGUGUGUGGGUUAUGUGACUGUGAUCCGGGCCAUGUGGGAGCCAAGUGUGAAUGUGAAGAAGGCGAGAGUGGGAACAUGUACCAGAACAUGUGCCGCGAAGCUGAAGGGAAGCGGGUCUGCAACGGCCGAGGGGAAUGCUCUUGCAACCACUGCGUCUGCUUCGAGAGCGAAUUUGGGAAGAUCUACGGGCUGUUCUGUGAGUGCGAUGACUUCUCCUGCCCAAGAAAUAAAGGUGUAAUCUGUUCAGGUCAUGGGGAAUGCCACUGUGGGGAGUGCAAAUGCCACCGUGGUUACAUCGGGGACAACUGCAACUGCUCGACAGAGACAGGCCAGUGCCUUUCCAACGAUGGCCAGAUGUGCAGCGGCCGAGGCAACUGCAUUUGUGGGAAAUGCCAGUGCACAGAACCGGGUGCCUUUGGAGAGACGUGUGAGAAAUGCCCUACCUGCCCAGGCGUCUGCAGCAACAAAAGGGACUGCAUUGAGUGUAUGCUGUUUAACUCAGGAAGACUGGCUGACAACCAGACCUGCCAAAAACACUGCCGGGACGAGAUCAUUACUCGAGUGGAUGUUCUCAAAACUGAUGACCCUCAUUCAGUCUUGUGUGCUUACCCACUGAAGGACUGUGUGAUGAAGUUCACCUACACGGAACUCACCAGUGGAAAGACAAACAUCACUAUUCUCAAGGAACCAGAGUGUAGCAAUGCCCCUGAUGCCAUGAUGAUCUUGCUGGCUGUGGUAGGCAGCAUUGUGCUCCUGGGGAUUGUCCUCUUGGCAAUUUGGAAGCUUCUGGUCACUAUUCAUGACAGGCGGGAAUUUGCCAGAUUCCAAAGUGAGCGUUCCCGGGCAAGAUAUGAAAUGGCUUCAAACCCUCUUUACCGAAAACCUAUUUCCACCCAUAGCUUAGAUUUCACAUUCAACAAGCUUAACAGGACCUAUAAUGGUACAGUUGAUUGACAUUAUGCUUGAAGGUGGAGGAGAGAGUGGAAUGCUUGACAAUUGCUUGGCUUCCUCACCGCUUCCCAAAAAGGAAGACUGAAUCCUUUACAGUGGGACAGUAUUCUACACUUUGACUUGAAUGUCAGGAGAUGGCUUCUAUUGCACAUUGAGGACAAAUGGGUACCAGCCCAUGUGCUCUGCAGAUUCUAACCCAAGCCCUGCUGAUGUGCUGUCACUGACCUGGAGCUCUUGAUGCCUCGGAAGCGCCAACCUAUUGAACAAUGUGCCAUAUAGCAGCUUCAGCCAUAUCUUGGUAGGAAAAAAACAUGCAGGUCCAUUUCAUAGGGGUAUUCUGUCACUGCUGGUUUUUAGGGGAGGAAAAACUAGCAUUGGAGAAGGUGGUGGAAGCAUUGUUUUUUUUUAAAAAAAAAUCAUCCAGGUGUUAAACAGUUUUUAGAAUAAAUUUUUAUAUUAAAAAAAUAAAAGCAAUUGCAUAUAUGUGCUAUGAGUACACUUAUUCCUCUGCUUCCAUGAUCAAGUUUUUCUUUAUGAAGAUGUGUCUUUAAGGACUUUUUAAUCAGAAUUUAAAUUAACAUAAACAGUGAAGGCUGUUUGCUUGUUCAGCCCAUCAGUUUUAGCUUAACUUGUACACUUACAAGCUGCUCAGUUAUCUGAAAUUCCACAUUACAGCCCUUCUCUCUGUAGAUGCUGUUACUGCAGUCACAGUAGCUUUUAAGUGGCCGGAAAUGUUUUGACUCAAAACAUGCUUACUUAGGAUUAAUUCCCACUGAACUUUACUUCCAAGUACACAUGCUUAGCAUCUGGUUGUUAAUCAUUUUAACCUGAAUUUAUUUGCUCACUACGUGACCCAUGGUGAAAAUAAAAUAAACACAAGUGUGGAUACUGCAAUAUUUUCAUAAUUCAACUAACCACAAAACUUAAGAUACAUAAUCUUGGUUUCUGUUUAAUGUCACCAGUUUUGCAUGCUGGCAAAGGAGACAACUAGAGGUCCUCCAAAGGCUGCUCACUAGUUCUCACUAUAUAACACGUUAGGUUUAACUUAAUCUACUUUAACACUGAACAAUAAAGAUCUUUAAAGAAGCAUAGUGUUAAAUGUAUUAAGAUCAGGUUUCUAAAUGCUUAGUUACAGAGAGCUAGCGUAUAAAGUACUUUUGUUUUAUAAAGCUUACUGUUUGUUGGCAGUGACGUUGCAUUUCCUCUUCGCGAAGAAAUCAGCCUUAAUGCUGCGUCACCUUGUCCAAGGGGCAAAGUUGCUAGGUUCACUGUUCAAUAAUCUGUAAUGAAGAGGUGUGGCAACAGGAAAACAACUAGAUGGGCUGAAAAGCAAAAUCAAGUGAGUGGUGGGACCACUGCAGCCCCGGGAGGGAGAAUUUUCAUAUUAUUCCAUGCAGUCGACAUGUAGCAAAAUGACAACUGCAAGGCACAUGAGGUAGCCACUUGCACCUACUCCACCAAGUAACAACCAUUAGCAUCGCAGCAGCUCAGCUUUAAUAUGACAUGUAUGAAAGGUCUUAAGCACACAAAGACCAUUAUCACAAAUCCAAAUAUGAGUUUAAUGAAGUGCUGCUUCAGGUUUUUGCAAUGACUGGGAAAAAGAACAGUACUCAAAACAUUUCAUGACUCUGCAUUUAUUAAAAAAAAUAUAAGGGUCUAUACACUUCCCCUGUACAUACAAUAUUACUGCAAACACUGUCCAGUUUCAAUAUAGCAGGCAGCUGCAAAUAGAAUUUUGUUAGGACUUUAAGAAACUAUCACUCCCAAAACCUACAUGUACAGUGUAGAUACGUCAAGUAUGAACUUAAGGCUACAACUUACCUCUAAUUGUGUAGCCUAAUGCCUGGAAGCAUUUCUUGCUCCCUUAGUUGAGCCUGCAAAACAAGCCUCCAAUUUUAAAAAAGAAAGAAACUGAUAUUCUUGAGGGUUAGAGUAUAUCUAUUUAUUAUGGUAACUUAAGAGACUGUUGUAUCACAGCCUCAGUGCAGAAGGCAACAUAAAAUAAAAGGCUAGCCAAGCUACUACUGAUUCUCUCAUUCUGACCCUUACAGGUCACAAAAUGCAUUUGCCAGGAGAAAACCAAGUUAUUUUCAUUUCCUGCUAGAGCAGUAGGUGUGGACAUAGACCAAAAGGCUGUUUAAGCUUGCUACUAUGAACAGAAUUACUAUCUGCUGCCCCGCAUCAAACUGUGUUUAUUUAACAUUUUUAUACGCCACCUUUCCCUCAAGCCUUCUAAAGGCUUAAAAAUGGCAACAUAACCAAUAAGAAGAGAACAGCCCAUGACAUGUAAAAAUAGAACACUCAUCAAUCAAAGCCAGGAUUGAGGGAGGAAUGAGAAGAGUUGUACAAUUACCUGACAUACUAGAAUUUAUGAACUUCCCCUCUUAACCACAUUAACUAAUUCACUCACACAAAUAAAGUUGUCUUUUACAUGUCAUAAUGGCUGGACACAGUGGAAAAGCACUGUUUGGCUACAGAUUACAGUUAUAAAGGACAAUGUUACAAAAGGCUGAAAUUGUCCUUCACUGUUAAAAUAAACUGGCUCCAGCUUCAUCUCAAAAUGAAAGUGUAAAGCAGCCAAAUUAAAGGUGGGGUGGAAACUUGGAAACAACAACAAUUAGGUACUGCAAAGCACCUCAUGCCACUUACAUCUUCUGAAUGAAAUGGCCAAUGAACACUUCAACAGAGAAAGGGACAGAUCUACAGAAUUUAAAUGGCUAUCAAGUGUUUGUGUUGAUUCCUAUAAUAAUCUGUAAUGAGCAUUUCAAUAACAGCCAAUUAUGGAGAAUCACUGUUAUUAGGGUAGCUGGCUCAGAGCCUAGUAUUGAAUGAAGUAACAAUCUCUGAUGGAUUUGGUUCUUCAACAAGUACUGUAAGCCAGUAAAUAACUGCAGAAUGAAUAUUUUUGCCAUUAUUGCCACUUUUCAUCAUUAAGCUACUGCAUUUCCUUUCCUUGACACAAAUGUUUGCCAAGCAACCAGUCUAACAAGAAAUAUCACCUGAUGACCACAACGCCAAAGACUGCAUCAGCUUAAAUGUAUAAAAGUCAAAUCUAGGCACUUAAAAACCCCUCACUUAUUUUACAACAAAGAUACAAUUAAGAAAUUCAAGUUGUUUUAUAAACUAGCGGAGGUUAGCACAUCGGGCGCCUGUCUCCCUGUAAUUCAUUCACUGCCUCAGCUAAGAAUGCCUAUGGUAUAUAAUGCAAACGAGGCUUUUCUAAAAACACGCACAAACAAAUUGUGACCUAGUUCUCAUGUUGCUAACAUAUGGAAGGAAGCCAAGGAAUGUAAAAUUAGAGAUUAUAGGAGACAUUAACCCUGGACACAGAUUUCUUUACAGAGAUGUGCCUGAAUGAAAAGCAUUGUUCUCUUGGCCACUUCCAAAACCAUGCCAAUUAAGG